AUUAAAAUCUUUCUUAUUAUAAAUAUCGAAAAAAUUAUCAAAAAUAAUCUAACUUUUAAUCAUUUGCUUUGAAUAAUCCCAUCUUUAAAUUAUUUUUUAUUAAUCCAACCUUUUGUACGUUUUUUCUCCCAAUAUACCCAACCUCCUAAUUCACCUCAACACCACCCCUUCCCUCACCCAUAAUGUAUGUGGGAGCAAAUACAUAUUAAAAAUAAAAUUAUUAAAAUAAUCAAUAAUAAAAUUAUUGACGGCAAAAGAUUGAAAAGUUAAAUUAUUUUUUACAAUUUUUUGAGUACGCCACUAGCCGUGGCCCAUAAAGCUCAUGCUAUACUCCAAUCUCCCUAUUUAAGACUAGUCCAGUAAGUCCACCUUUGAUUCUCGAUUUGCUCUCUAUCUUCAACAUUUCCCGCUCAUCACUAAUGGCUUUCUCUUUCUUUUUACCACUUCUCACAAAAUGGAGAAAAGUCUAAAACCUUGAAAAAUAUUUCAAAAAAGUGUACUAAAACAAGAGGUACACUUUUUGAUUUUCUCAUCUCAAGAACAAAAUCUGAAUUUAACCCAUUAUUUUGUUACUAAUCCAACCAAGAUCUCAAUCCAUUUCAUACAUACCCAUCUAAAAUGGAGUAUCAGUUAUCUGAAAUUUGGGUUAUUCUAAAAUGGGUAGUUCCAUAUUUAGCAACAUUUAUAGCAUUGCUUAUCUUAAUCGAACAAAUCACAUACCUAAAGAAGAAGUCAAAUCUUCCAGGUCCAUUAAUGGUGUUUCCUUUCCUCGGUAAUGUCUCAUCCCUGGUUCGAGACCCAGCUAAGUUCUGGGAUGUCCAAGCCGACUACGCCAAAUCGUCACCCCUUGGAAUAUCCGCCAAUUACAUCAUCGGCAAGUUCAUGCUGUUCAUCAGAGAUUCAGAAAUGAGCCACAAGAUCUUCGCUAAUGUUCGACCCGAUGCGUUUCAGCUUAUCGGUCAUCCUUUUGGGAAGAAAUUGUUUGGUGAGCAUAACAUGAUUUAUUUAUAUGGUCAAGAACAUAAAGAUCUUCGCCGACGAAUCGCUCCCAAUUUCACACCAAAAGCAUUGGCUACCUAUUCUGAUAUUCAACAGAUUGUGAUUCUGAAGCAUUUGAAAAAGUGGACGGAAUUGUCCGUAAACGGGUCUAGACCCGUUUCGCUUCGGUUAAUCGCAAGAGAAAUGAAUCUAGAAACUUCUCAGAAUGUUUUCGCUGGGCCGUAUUUGGAUAAAGAAGCGCGUGAACAGUUCAAAGUAGAUUACAAUUACUUCAAUUUGGGGGUUAUGGCGUUACCCAUCGACCUACCGGGUUUCGCCUUCCGAGAUGCUCGACUCGCCGUGGAUCGGUUGGUUACUACACUGAGUCAAUGCGUUGAAGUGAGCAAAACAAAAAUGGUGGCAGAUGAAGAACCCAAUUGUCUGGUCGAUUACUGGAUGCAAGACAUGGUUCGAGAAGAAAGAGAAUCCGGAUCCGAAUGGGUAAACCCACCACCAAAUUGUAGCAACCGUGAGAUCGCCGCCCAUGUAUUUGACUUCCUAUUUGCAGCACAAGAUGCGUCUACAUCAUCCCUACUAUGGGCCGUCACCUUACUAGAUUCCCACCCAGAAGUUCUCUCGAAAGUUCGAGAAGAAGUGGAAUCAAUCUGGAACCCAGAAUCCAAUUCCUUAAUCACACCCGAACAGCUCAUAUCCAUGAAAUACACACAAGCGGUGGCGCGUGAGGUGGUCAGGUACCGCGCUCCGGCGACACUAGUACCCCACGUGGCACGUGAGGAAUUCAAAAUCGCUGAAAAUUACACAAUCCCCAAAGGAACCCUAAUUUUUCCGUCAGUUUAUGAAUCGUCUUUUCAAGGGUUUAUCGACCCGGAUCGAUUCGACCCGGAUCGAUUCUACUCGGAUGAAAGAAGAGAAGAACAAUUAUACAAGAGGAAUUUCCUGGUAUUUGGUGCUGGUGGACAUCAAUGUGUAGGACAAAGAUACGCGCUGAAUUUGCUGGUAUUGUUCAUCUCCAUGUUCUCAAGUUUAAUUGAAUUUAAACGACAUCGCUCUGAUGGUUGUGAUGAUCUUAAUUUUUGUCCUACAAUUUGCCCUAAAGAUGAUUGUGUGGUUUCUCUCUCUAAAAGGUGUGUUAAUUUCCCUACUCUGUCACUAUCUCUCCCUUGACCAUCUUGGACCAAAUUAUUUUCUUAGGUUUUUUUUUUUUUUUUUUUUUCUCUUUGGUCUCAUCAAAAUCCCGUUUAUAGUUUCUAAUGAGCGUAAUAAGAUCCCUUUCGUAGUUUCUAAUGGGCGGGAUCCGAUCAUAGAAAACUAUCCAAAUUUCCGAUCAUAAAUUUUAAUGGGCAGGAUGGAAUCCCGGUCAUAAUUUCUAAUGGACGGGAUACACGAUGUAUGAUAAAGACGCCAUUAUAUUUUAUUUUAAUUUAUUUAUUUUAGGAAAGUUUUAAUUUUCGUGUUUUUUUUGGUGUAAAACAUAAUGUUAUUUGCAGUCUCUGGAAUUAUAAAAAGGAGAAUUAGGAGUUAAUAUUGAUUUCUAAUUAAUGUGUAAAGAAUUAGAAAUGAGACUGUAAAUAACAUGGUGGAUUUGAUUUUAUUAAAGCAAUGUAAUAUUUAUUUUUAUUUUUAUUUCUUUUUAUUUAAUUGUUAUUGAUUUGGGAUUAGGUGGAUGUGAAUUGAGAUACUUGAAAAAGUUGGGUGUCUUUUGUGUUUGUCAUUUUGUAAUUUAAAAUAUUAUUCUUUCUUUUAUGUUUUUUUAUCCUUUCUACAAGUCAGAUGUUGGAAAUUGUAUUGUGCAUGUGUCUGUAUUUAUUUGAAUUCACAUUGACAAUCAAUACAUACAUGUGAAAAUUUUUUA
This is a messenger RNA of Amaranthus tricolor (Joseph's coat), 2851 nucleotides long. Its product is annotated as cytochrome P450 710A1-like. Bases 619 to 2163 code for a protein of 514 amino acids. Gene Ontology annotation, molecular function: iron ion binding; monooxygenase activity; heme binding. The transcript has a single exon. Gene Ontology annotation, biological process: sterol metabolic process. The record is from RefSeq and is a predicted model, not a curated record. Lineage: Eukaryota; Viridiplantae; Streptophyta; Magnoliopsida; Caryophyllales; Amaranthaceae.